Messenger RNA from Formica exsecta, 2650 nucleotides. RefSeq names its product angiotensin-converting enzyme (gene Ance-3). Gene Ontology annotation, cellular component: plasma membrane. The record is from RefSeq and is a predicted model, not a curated record. The transcript is spliced from 13 exons. Gene Ontology annotation, molecular function: metallopeptidase activity; peptidyl-dipeptidase activity. NCBI's taxonomy places the organism in Eukaryota, Metazoa, Arthropoda, Insecta, Hymenoptera, Formicidae. Gene Ontology annotation, biological process: proteolysis. The coding region runs from base 1 to 2067 and encodes 688 amino acids.
AUGGAGUUUACUUUUAGUGAAACUGGCAAGCUGUUAAACCGCGCUAGCGGAAGCUUUAUAAGAUGGACAGCGUUCGUACUUUGCCUGGUACCGGCAGUUUUCGGUCAAUUGGACUUGCCGCCAUACAGGGACAACAAUAUUGAUCGACAACUUCCUUCCAAUGAAUUAGAUUACCGAAAUAUCUUAGCUAGAUUAGAUUUCCUCGGUGCAGAGAGAUGCAGCGCCAACGUAAUAGCGCAAUGGGCGUACGAAACCAAUGUCAACGAAUAUACACAACUGCAAGCGCUGGAUGCACAACGGUUAUAUGCGGAUUUCCAAUACCAAGCUUGGAUUCUGAUUUCCAGAAUUGAUAUAAAUUCUAUUCAGGACCCCAUAAUUAGACGACGGCUUCGUUAUUUAUUCAUCGUGGGUCCUUCUGCAUUGCCACCUGAUCAAUUAGACAGAUACAAUCGCUUAAUCAACGAUAUGCUUGCCGUUUAUAAUGGGGCCACCAUAUGUGCUUACAACGAUCCCUUCCGAUGUGGAUUGCGUUUAUAUCCAGAUAUAUCGCAAAUUAUGGCAAAGAGUCGAGAUUGGGAUGAACUGCAAUACGUUUGGACUGAAUGGAGAAGACGAAGCGGUACACCAAUUAAGGAUCUAUAUCAACAACUUGUUACGUUGAACAAUGAUGCUGCAAGAUUGAAUAAUUUUACGGAUGCCGCUGAAUAUUGGAUGUUCCCUUAUGAAUCUCCCAAUUUCCAACAAGAUAUUGAAGAAGUUUGGGAAAUGAUACGUCCGCUUUACGAAGAACUGCACGCAUAUGUUCGCAGAAAGUUGAGAGAACUCUACGGUCCUGAAAAAAUCGGCGGACAUGCUCCACUUCCGUCUCAUAUCCUUGGUAAUAUAUGGGGGCAAUCUUGGAGCAAUCUCUUAGAUGUUACCCUACCGUAUCCCGGAAAAACAUAUCCCGAUGUCACGCCGGAAAUGCAAGCUCAAGGCUAUACACCAAUUGACAUGAUUCGAGUGGCUGAGGAAUUUUACCUGUCCUUGAACUUGAGUGCUAUGCCGCCGGAAUUCUGGGCCGGAAGUAUAAUCGCCGAUCCAGGCGAUCGUUCACUAAUUUGCCAAGCCUCUGCGUGGGACUUUUGCAAUCGUUUAGAUUACAGGAUUAAGAUGUGUACAAAAGUGACAAUGAAGGAUCUGAUAACUUUACAUCAUGAAAUGGCACACGUUCAGUAUUUCUUACGAUACAGCGGUCUACCUCGUGAAUUUCGUGAUGGCGCUAAUCCAGGAUUUCACGAAGCGGUCGGCGAGACUGUCGCUUUGAGCGUCGCGACGCCGCGUCAUCUGCAAACUCUGGGCCUGGCGAACAAAUUCAUCGAUGAGCGCUCCGCGGAUAUCAACUACCUCUUUUCUUUGGCAAUGGAAAAACUCGUGAUGCUACCUUUCAGCAUCACGAUGGACAGAUGGCGAUGGGACGUUGCUCGCGGCUACGUCAACAGAGAGGAAUACAAUUGUCACUGGCAUAGACUGAUGGAGCAAUAUGCGGGGACGAAACCGCCGGUACUGAGAUCCGAGGACGAUUUCGAUCCAGGUGCGAAGUAUCACAUCCCGGCCAAUAUCCCGUACAUACGGAAUUUCGUGGCUGGCGUCCUUCAAUUCCAACUGUAUCGCGCUCUCUGCCAGGCUGCAGGACAGAGAUACGUUGACAAUCCAAGAAGGCCGUUGCACAGAUGCGAUUUUUACAGAAACCCCGCGGCCGGCGGAAUCUUGGGGAGAUUGAUGGAAAAGGGUUCGUCCAUCCCAUGGCAGGAAACGCUCCGGGAAGCCACUGGUGAGUUCAGAUUAGACGGAUCCGCUCUUAGGGAAUACUUCCGGCCGUUGGAGGACUGGUUGAGGACCGAGAAUUUGAGAACGGGUGAAGUGGUCGGCUGGUCAUACGACGGAGACUUUUGCAAGAGGAGCAUAGAAACUGCAGGCCUGCAGGUCUACGGUAGUGGUUUUUAUAAUGGCGGUUCUACAUCGAUCUACGCGUCUUGGAUUACAACAGGAAUCAUGACACUUUGGGCAGUAUCGAUGCUCUAUUAAGUGCAUUAAGCAGUCAAUACAUUAUCAGGCAUUGAUAAUAAUAAAAUAAGUAAAAGAGCUCGCUACACAUUGUUAAUCUGCCAAGAUAUACCAAAUCGCAUAAUCAUAAUUCUAUAAUAUUGCCACCGAAAAAUCUUGAACAAAAAUAAUUAAAUUAUCCACUCAGAUAUUAUUUAAUUAAGUCGGUUAAUAAGAAAAUAAUGAUUAUUACUGCCAACAAAUGCGCUAAAGUGCGUAGCGCAAAAACUGAAUAUUUUUUGUAAGAUGGAAUGAUAUAUAUUUUUAUUCUAAAUAUAAUGCAUUAUUAAUUAUGAGAUGUUGUACGUAAAGACAUAAAUUUUUAUUUUACGAUUAAGAAUAUAUAUACAAUAUAUAAAGCGUGCAUGGAAAAAAAUAUUGUAUGUGUUGUACGUGAAUGUAAGUGCAUAAAUUAUUUUAUACACUUGAACAGCUCAUGAUUCAUUAAUUUUGUAAUUAUUAACUUCGCUAUUGAUAAGCAAAAUAAAUUUAUGUCCCUUUGUUGUUGUAAAUGCCCACUGUUUGUAUCACAGCACUUUUACGAACAAUUUCAUUUUUUAAGCAU